AUGUCUCGUAAAUAUUCUUCAUGGGCAUCAAAUCAACCGUCAGCAAAUUCGAAUAUACCACUUAUGAAAUUAACAACAGUCGUAGGCAGUGAACAAGAUCAACUUAAAAAUCUCGAAAGAGUUGAAGCUAUUCCACAUAUGUAUAUAAAUGUGGAUGUACCACCACCGCCAGCAUCAUCAUCAAUGACAAAUAUUGAUACUCGAGCUAUACAACCAACUAUGAUAUCAAGACACAAUUCAUCUUUUUUUGCUGCACCAACUGUUAUAGCAAAUACUCAAACAAAAAUAUGGCCUGUUGAAAAAUCUUCAAAAAAUUCAUCAUUCGAAAGUACAUCAUCAACAUCAAAACGACCUCAUAAACAUAAACAUCAUCAUCACCAUCAUCAUGGUGAUAAACGUAAUCAUCAUCAUCACCAUCAUCAUCAUCAUCAUAAUAAUCGACGACAUCGAGCUAAAAGUGCUGAAUCAAUUCGAAAUCGAACAAAUCAAACAUUUAUUUCUACACCAAAAAUGAUGGUAACCAAUCCACAAUAUAUUGAACAAGACCAACAACAACAACAACAACAACAACCGAUGAUUGUCUAUCGUGAAGUACCUAAUGGUGAAGGUUAUACAGUUGAUAAUACUAAUCGUUUAGCUACUGUACCUUAUGAUACACGAAAUGAAUCAACUUUCGUCGAUGAUCAACAAGCACCUUUUUUUGUCUAUCGUGAUGCUAAUUUUCAACAACAACCACAAUCAAUAGUAACCGAUGGUACUCCUCAACAAUUAUUUUUUAAUCAUGAUCAAGAUGCAUUCAUUCAACAAACUGAACCAUCAAUGUGUCUUCCACAACAACAACAACCAUCACAAAUAGUCUAUUGUACUGACCCUAAUCAACAAGAUUAUUUUUGCACAUUAAAUAAUAACAAUUUUAUUCAACAGUCUAUAUCACCACCACAUCAGCAACAACAACAACAACAACAACUUGUUUGUUUUGAUAAUUUACCAACAAUACAACCAACAAUAAUUAAUCAAAUACCUGUUUUUAAUCCUUUAUCAACAAAUACAAAUUCACAAUCUCUUAUUAGUAUACCACAAUCACAACUUCAACGUACAGCAAGUGUUUUUAUUCAACAACCUCAAUCUCAACCUCAACCGUUACAAAUUAUUCAACAACAACCACAACAAUUACAAGUUAUUCAACAACCUCACCCAAUACAAGUUAUUCAACAACCACAAUCAUUACAACUUGUUCAAAGUUCACAACCACAAAAUGGACAAAUUUUACAAAUUGCUUCGGCGACACCACAAAUUAUUCAAUCUCCACCUGUUCUUCAAACUUUUCAAAUACCAACUCAAACUGUCACAGCUAGUCCACAAAUUCUUUAUCAACGUCCAUAUGAUCCAGUUGUUGUACCAAUUCAAAAUCAACAAAUGGCUGCUAUUGCAAGUCCAUCAGUAUUAGCAUUAAGUCAACCAUCUUAUGCACCAUCACGUAUUAUUCCAGCUACACAAACAACAGACUUACAAGGACCAAAUAUGUUUCGUCAUGCACUUCUACGAACUGUUGCUGGUCGAACUGGUUUACCAAUUUCAACAGCAGCAUCGGGUGGUAAUUGUCUUCCAUUAAUACAAUCUACAGUCGGAGCAUCUGCAACUUCAAAUCCAAGUUUACUAUUAUAUGAUGGUACACAACAAUCGGCAUCAUUGCCAAUUGUACCAUUGACACAAGAUGGUUUACUUAUUCCAUUUCAGUCAUCACAAACUUCAAGAUUAAGAUCUGGUCCAUUUCCAUGUACAGGUGGUUAUCCAUCGAAUCUUCGAAAUUUUGAUGAUAUUCGACAACAAAUUGAACAACAACGUGUUCAAUUAACAAAGAGUUUACGAGAACAAAGUUAUAAUCGAAUACCAUCACCACCUGUGCUUUCUACAGCACCUAGAAAUCAAACUAUUCCAUAUACGUCAGGAAAUCUUUUUUCUUCAGCCACUAGAUCGAGUGAACCUAUCAUUCUGCCUACAUCAUCAACAUCAUAUAUUCAACCAUCUUCGACAGGACUUAACUAUUCUCGACCACCCUAUAUUGGUUCAACUCGUGGAUCAAUUAUGUCAGGUCCAUCGAUUGGUCCUUAUCGUCCUUUUACACCAUGA
Molecule: messenger RNA, 2130 nt
Organism: Rotaria sordida
Lineage: Eukaryota; Metazoa; Rotifera; Eurotatoria; Philodinida; Philodinidae
Source: the annotation of a GenBank genome assembly